ACUGGGAGAGUGAGUGGUGGAAGUGGAGUUGAGUUGAGUUCGGUUGAGGAUGCUCCUGGUUCCAAUGGUUGUGUUGUUUCUCCCUUGGCUGCAGUCUGCACUCGGAGGGCGGAACAUGUGGCUGAUUAAGCAACAGGUGCUGCAAUCCCAGGAGCAGAGGAUACUGAAGCACUUGCUGAAGAACAGCAAUGGGAUGACUGAGCCCAAGGAAGGACUCUUUCCACAGCCACUGGAUCACUUCAACAGAAGGAACAAUGGCACUUUCAAGCAGAGAUACUGGGUCAACGCCAAUCUGUGGGAGCCACGCCUGGGUCCAGUGUUCCUCUUUAUUGGUGGCGAGCAAGUCCUAUUAUCAAGUAGCGUGUUGGCAGGUGAACAUGUGGACCUAGCACAGAAAUACAGGGCCCUGUUGGUCUCCCUGGAGCACCGGUAUUAUGGAAAAAGCAUUAAUCCUGAUGGACUGACCAAUCAGAACAUCCAGUUUCUGUCCAGCCAACAAGCGCUCGCUGACCUAGCAACAUUCCAUGAGUUCAUUGGCCAACAGUACAAUCUGACCAGAAACAAUCGCUGGGUUUGCUUUGGGGGCUCUUACCCAGGCUCCCUCUCUGCAUGGUUCCGGCUGAAGUUCCCUCACUUGGCUUUUGCUGCUGUUGCUUCGUCUGCUCCUGUCCGAGCCCAGCUGGAUUUCACUGGAUUCAACAAGGUUGUGUCACACAGCCUGUCAAACCCAGUGGUGGGCGGAUCCAUGAAGUGCCGGUCUGCAGUGGCAAGUGCUUUCUCCCAGUUGGAUCGGAUCAUGGCGGGCAGCAACACCUCCCAGCUGGAGGUUGACUUCAAGUCGUGCCAGAAGCUGAACGGGAGCGACGACCGUGCGGAGUUUGCCUGCAACCUGGCCAGUAUUGUCAUGGGAACCGUCCAGUACAACAAGGUGGUGUUGAGCAGAAACAUCGCCAACCUGUGCCAGAUCAUGACCAAUCAGAGCCUGGGCUCCGUCUACCAGCGGUUGAUGGUCCUCAACAAGGAUUACAUGGACAGCAUAGAGCUGCAAUGUGUGGACAACUCUCAUCAGAACAUACUGGCCAACCUGAGGAGUACAGAAGUGAAACCAUACGCUAUGGCAGAUCGACAGUGGUACUACCAGAUGUGCACUGAGUUUGGUUACUAUCAGACGUGCGAGGACAAGGGCUGCCCACUCUCCCACUGGCUGACAUUGCGGUUUGAAUUGGAUAUUUGCGCCGAGGUAUUUGGUAUUGAUCCGGGCAGCGUUCAGGAUGCUGUCGAUUUCACCAACUCUUAUUACGGAGCUGAUCAUCCAGCAUCCAGCCGCAUCAUCUUUGUCAAUGGUGACAUUGAUCCGUGGCAUGUGCUCAGUGUGCUGAAGAACCAGUCAUGUUCUGAAGUGGCCUUAGUCAUUAACGGCACUGCACACUGUGCAAACAUGAACCCUGUGGAGCAGGACGACCCACCAUCUCUCCGCCAAGCCAGACAGAAAAUUGAUUAUCAGAUUGGAGCAUGGUUGGCUGAGGAACAUCUGUCUUCAUGGUAACCGUACCCAGAAUUCCAAGCUCAGGAAGACUGCAUGCCUUGCACACAGUGACUGGGUGUGCAAUGUAAUUCCAAUUCAAGGAAAGCUUUUGUAUGUUAACCUGGCCUAAUCAUUGAGAAUCUAUUUUUAAGGAAUGUGUCUGUGUCUGUCUCUUUUCAUUGAGAGAUACAGAGGGAGGUAGAUACAAUCUUUCCACCUUCUUUUCUAUGCCUCAAGGAUGGUUUGGGGAGAAUUGGGUAAGUUCUGAAGUAAGUCUUGGAUUUACAAUUUCCACAUUUUAAUGUUUGUUCCCUGAGGUGUGUCCCUCCCCAACCUCCAACACAGGCUGUUGCAGGCCCGUGGGUUGAAGGUUGGAGUGGAGGUGUUCCUUAGCAUUACCACUUGGAGUACCGUGGCCCUUGUUGAGAUAGAGACCAGCUUAAUUCUGUCUUGGCAGUGUAUAGCCAGCCUGUGCCACACUGGUAAAUGAACUACUGAUCCCUGAGGUAAACCUUGAUCUGUCCAGCUGCUGUUUCCCUUUGGAUAGGGGGACCUCUAAUGUAUUGGGAAAGGGCAUGUUCUUGGGGUUAAGUCCUUAAGUGUCUUCCUCCUGAAGGUUGGAGUCAAUGUCGCUUGUACUGAAAGCAUCAUUUUCAUUGCUAAUUCUCUGUAAGGUUCCAACCUUUUUCCUUGCUGACUGUGCACAAGCCCUUUUAGGGCUGUUGCUGCAUGUAACAUCCUGCUGCUGUUGUCCUUCAGAACAACUGGCCUUAUGCCUGGACCUUGUGCAUCUUCCAUCAGUUUGGAUUUCAGUUGUUUAGAGGGGAAGUGCCCCCUAUUGGCAGUAGACAAAGCUGCUGAUAUCCUCACUUGCUUUCAUUUGCCUGUUGACGUGAGGUGACAGGAUGUGCCUGCUGGUUGGCUUUAAUGUGAGCUGAGGACACAGGCCACUUACAUUCAAAAACUAUUGUCAGCUGACUGAUUCAGGUACAGGCCCUUUCUCAGAAAUACUCCAUUGACCCCAAUAAACUAACUCCUAUAUAAUUGCGAAGCACAUAUUCUGAGUAAGCUGAAAGAUGUGGUCAAUCCUAAGAUGUAACUUUAAGGAAUGUUUUUAAAUUGUUGAAGAUCCAAUUUUUUUUAUAAUCUUGUUGUAAUUCUAAUGUGAUUUUUAAAAUGCAAUCAAAUUAAAGUGUUUGAAACUUGG
Messenger RNA from Chiloscyllium plagiosum (whitespotted bambooshark), 2732 nucleotides. It is a transcript of the gene prss16, whose product is annotated as serine protease 16. The record is from RefSeq and is a predicted model, not a curated record. Gene Ontology annotation, cellular component: lysosome; endosome. Gene Ontology annotation, biological process: proteolysis. Gene Ontology annotation, molecular function: dipeptidyl-peptidase activity; serine-type exopeptidase activity. NCBI's taxonomy places the organism in Eukaryota, Metazoa, Chordata, Chondrichthyes, Orectolobiformes, Hemiscylliidae.